CGUACAUAAGCUCGCGAUGCUAAACCAACACUCUUCCCAAACAGCCGUUCCGCGUCAUGUAUCAUGUACGCCGUCACCGCCUGUCUAAUCUAACACACUCGCCGUCGGAUCGUGUUCUCGGUUGCUCCACCACCUUCGCCGCCUGAGCCUCACCUGCACAACAUCGCCACCUCUCUGUUUGCAAACUCGCCCUCGCCAGCAUGGUCUCGCCGCAUCAGUAGACCCCACUCGCAAUGGAUGCGGCCCCAAACUGUGCCAUAUGCAACGCGCCUGCAUACCCCGAGUGCCCGUGCGAGUCGGAGCGCCUCCAGAUCGCCGUGAGGCAAGCAGAAACACGGGCGAUGGACUCGCGCUUGGCCGAGAUACGGGACUGGGUCAUCUCGCACGCCCGGAAGCACAUUCUGAACGCCUUCGAGCGCCUCACGUCGACCCGAAAGCAGGCGCAUGCUGCGUACCUGGCCUCGCUGCCCAACUACUCCAUCUACAUGCAAUAUUCGGGCCACCCGCCGCUCCACCCGUUCCUGCUUGGCCAGCUUCAGGCGCAGAUCUCUGAGGCGCAUGCUGAGCUGAAACGCGGGAUUGAUGCCGACUGGCGCGCCUCGGUGGUGCGGUAUCCAGAGGUCCUGGACUAUUUCUACAGCCUUGUCGAGGUGCGGCUCCCCAGCGAUCGGGCCCAGGGCGUGUCACAGCCCCCGUUUGCUGUAUCGGGGUACGUGGAUAAAGGCUAUGAGCUGUCGACUACUACCAAAGAGAAGAAGAAGAGCAGGAGAGACAGGGACGCUUCAUCGCCACCCGAGCGGGACAGGCGAUCGAGACGAGAGUCCACCAAGGAGGACCAUUCAUAUACUGUGGUAGGAAGAACGAGAAUCCCACCCAUGGUUCCCACGCCACCGAUUCAGCCCGGUAAUAUGCGUCGUUAGACGGCAAGGCUGUUAGUCCACCCGCCAGGCUUCGAAACCCAUCCGAACUGGCCAUCUUGGCGAACGAUGAGCAAUCCGAUGUCACAGACACAAGUGGCAACGUUCACUUCUACUAGUAUCUGCUCUCCCUCUUAAUAUCAGAAUGAGGUACGGCUAGAUUAAAACUACCAUGCUUUUACGAAUAGGACCUCGGUUUCCGGACAUCCACUUUUGCGAAUACAACCUAAAACGGCGGUUUUCUCUUUGACCACUUCCACUUGGACAUUAACCUACUGCAAGCCCUGAGAGGAAGAACACGGAGUAACGAGACGACACAACGACAUUGGAUAUCACUCAUUGGGCGGUGUUUGGAUUAGGGCUCGAUUAUAGGUGGCCGUCUUUGGUCUUUACUCUCAAUUUCAUUUGCGCGUUUGAAUUAUCCGGAGCGGAGCUUUGGGAUGGCCUACUCAUUUGGCGGC
Mytilinidion resinicola is the source of this 1378-nucleotide messenger RNA. RefSeq lists its product as uncharacterized. Lineage: Eukaryota; Fungi; Ascomycota; Dothideomycetes; Mytilinidiales; Mytilinidiaceae. The transcript has 3 exons. The coding region runs from base 234 to 920 and encodes 228 amino acids. The record is from RefSeq and is a predicted model, not a curated record.